UAUCCACACCACACCUUCUGACUCUCUCCCUUGCGCAAAGACGCACAGCACCGUAUAUAACCGCACGGACUGCGCCGCGCUCGCUCACCGCUCUUCCUCCUCUCCGUGUCCGGCUCAACACACUCUGAUCGCCCGUCAUGUUCCGCUGUGGGAUCGCCUACCCUCGAUGCAGGUGGAUCGUGCCCCUGCUGCUGCUCUUCGCCAUUAUUUUUGACAUUAUCGCCAUCGCCGCCACCUCGGGAUGGGUCGAGGACGAGGACGCCAAGUCCCACUACGCCAGUAUGUGGGAGCAGUGCCGAGGCAGGAACGACAACUGGGAAUGCAAGUCUCUCAUGGAGCACUCUUGGGCCGCGGCAGUCGCUGCUCUCAUGAUCAUCGGCCUCCUCAUCCUCAUCGUCGCCUUCAUCAUAUCCUGUGUGGCCCUGUGCUGCACCCUCAACUUAACUCUUCUGCCCUUCAUCGGGAUACUGUUGAUCGUUGUCGUGAUUCUCCAGUUCAUCGCUCUGAUCAUCUACCCCGUCAAAUUCAACGAGCUGAUCUUCGAGGGCCAGUAUAACUACACCUGGGCCUACGGCUUCGGCUGGGGCGCCACCAUCCUCUGCAUCGGCUGCGCCAUCCUCUUCUGCUGCCUGCCGCGCUACGAGGACGAGCUGACCGGCCUGGCCAAGACCAAAUACAUCUACUCCUCUGCUUAAAGACUAAACCUGCACACACACACACACACCCAGUUACAGACAUUUCCACACUCCACUCUGACCUGGAUCUGUGUCAGCUGUUGGACAUUUUAACACUGUUCCAUUUCACCAAAGAUCCACGAUGGCUCAGCUCAGUUCGACCUGGUUCAGCAGUGGAAACCUCCCUCCUCCAUCUAUCUACCAUCCACGAGCAAAGCCAGAAGCGUGGGGUGCUUCUCACUGGAAGUGGACUGUGAUUGGAUGUUGCAUCUGCUUUAAUGUACAGACCUCUAUUUUAGAUUAAGUCAGCAUCAUAUGAAAGUGGUUGUUUCUCACAUUCUGCAUUUGAGUGACGCAUAUUCCUCAUUUUAUCUGUACUUUCUACCAGUAACUCUCAAUGCAAGAUCACCCAAGUGCACUUAACCUAAGGGAUGUAACUAUGUGUAAAGCAUAGCCUGGUUUAUUCUACAUCUCCGAAAACCUUGGAAAGAAGAGCAAUUUGGACUAAAUUUGCACAGGAUGCAAAAAGGAAUCAUUAAUCAUCAUUUGGUCUUGUCCCGUGUGUUUUAAUUAAUUUCCCCCAAUUCUUUAGUGUGUGUGUCUUGUAAGGAGGCUCGGAAGCUGAAUGUAAUCGAUACGUUUGAAAAUGUAGUUUAAUAGUUGUGUUUGCACCUUUUUUUUAAUGCAUUUUUUGGAUCAUUCUUAUCUGCUGUUUGUCUCCAGAGUUUUGUAUUCUUAUUUAGAUUUUACCAAAGGGGUAUAACUGGGAGUUUGCUGUGCUGUCUUUGUAUCUGUACUGAACACUCAAAGAAAUUAUUUGGACUAUUGUCAGGUUUACAUGUGUCAAUUCGAGAGGUGAGAACCAGAGGGGCGUGAGUGACACUGGGGGGUAAAAUGAGUUGUAUAUUUAUAUCAAUUGAAAGCUCUUUAUGAGCACUUUCUGUUGCCAAACCAACCAAGAGUUAUUAAUCAAAAACCGAAAGACUUAACCUCGAACAAGAGAACUGUUUGGGGACAUAAAGGGCAUAAGUGCACUUACUCACUUAUAGAAAAAUUCAAUAAAUGUCAAAAUAUUGUUCAUUAAAUAUACUGUCGUCCACAUGUUAUGAAGUUUUAAUACUAAAGAUUAAAUUCAAUAAACAAAAUCAGCACACACUAUGGUCAGUUUUUGUUUGUCUGUCCUAAGUUGGUCAAAGGUCACUUUCACCUCUGGUUCUCGCCAAAAAUGUCCAUCCUGCUGAGUCAAAUCAUUUUAACAUAAACUAAAAAAUAUUCAUGUAAAUCAGUCAAAUAAAACUGACAAACAGAGGAAGAGACUUUAUAGAUUUAAACACAUAAUUUACUUUAAUAAAGUUAAUGCAAGAACUGCUAAUAAAUUCUAUUCAUCUCAAAUAUAUUGAAUCAUAUAUUUAAAUAUAUGUAUUUCAUUAUUGAAUUUAUUAACAGUAAUUACAUAAACAUUACUUAAGUAAAUUGGGUAAAUUCUAUGAGGUAUGGUUACAUGAAUAUUUCAGUUUUAUAUGAUGUAAUUACACAAAUUGUACUUUUUGGUGUAUGUUAGAAUUACUUGACUCAAUUAAAUUGAAAUUUUAUGUGUGUUUGAAAUAAACCUGACUAUAAUAAUUAUAAUAAUUUCUGUGAGUGAGCAGACACUCGACAGCGUGUGAUGGUUGAUUAACAUGGCUGCUUUUCUUUCACUCUAAACUGAAUUUCUAUUUAGCUUAGUAAUUAAUUAAUUUAGAAAAUAUUUAGAUAUUUUCUUUAUAGUACUUUUUUCCUUUCUGACCGUCAUUUAAAAUUGAUCAAAUGUAGAAAUUUUACCCAUCAUUUUUCACUCACAUGAGCUUCCUUGUUAAAUAAUGAUGUCAUGUUAUUUUGGUUUAAAGGGAACAUUAUAAACCCAGCAGCAUUCUGUGUUUUCCAUGUCUUGUUGCCUCAAAGUUCAUUAUCUAGAGAGUGUAUUCAGAGAGGAGACAUUCCUCACAAAGAGAUGACCAAUCAUGUAUUUUCUGAGAGCCUUGAUAAGUUUUGAUAACGCUCCUGUGGCUGACCAUCUGCUGGUUUGAUGAGACACUGAGACCGAGGUGAACAAUCUUCUGACAUACUGUGUGUUAAACUCGUGCCUUAGCUUCUUCGGUGUUGUGUUGUUGAAUGUCCUAUCGACCUGAUCAGUCUGGUUUUACUGACUCACGCUUAAUCCCAGUCAACAGAUGCAUUUCUGUUCAUGCCAGCUUCCUGCCCGAACACGACCUGAAAGAGUUCUGGGGAAAGAUUAUGUGACUGUUGAAUGAAAGAGGAGAUGUAAAGACUGAUUUUAGAUCCAGCUCAUGAUGUUAUCAUCCCACUCAGAGUCUUUCAAUCGAAAAGUUGAUUACGCAGCAACUUACUGCGUAAUCAACGUUUUGAUUCAGUAGAAACUGAGAAUCAGGGCAGAUGUAAGCAGGAUGUGUUUGAAGAAACUUCCUGCAUGUCUCGACGGUGAUGUAAAAAACAAACAUGCUUUUAUUUCCAUGCAUGAAUCUCUCUUGACGCCAGCAUUUUCAGACGUUAUUAGUCACUGUAUAGGGGUAUGUAUUGUACUAUAGAGAAUGUCUUAUUAACAUUCAUCCACCUCUGGAAAUCAGCUGUUCUUCUGCUGUAGUAUGAACUGGUUAUUUUUGGUAGUCUGUGUAUUUUUAUGCAAUAAAAAGAUUUUUUUGAA
This is a messenger RNA of Epinephelus fuscoguttatus (brown-marbled grouper), 3375 nucleotides long. It is a transcript of the gene perp, whose product is annotated as p53 apoptosis effector related to pmp22. Bases 138 to 695 code for a protein of 185 amino acids. The record is from RefSeq and is a predicted model, not a curated record. Lineage: Eukaryota; Metazoa; Chordata; Actinopteri; Perciformes; Serranidae. Gene Ontology annotation, biological process: cell-cell adhesion. The transcript has 3 exons. Gene Ontology annotation, cellular component: membrane; cell-cell junction.